Messenger RNA from Rana temporaria (common frog), 2397 nucleotides. It is a transcript of the gene NOX1, whose product is annotated as NADPH oxidase 1. Gene Ontology annotation, cellular component: NADPH oxidase complex; plasma membrane. NCBI's taxonomy places the organism in Eukaryota, Metazoa, Chordata, Amphibia, Anura, Ranidae. Bases 259 to 1974 code for a protein of 571 amino acids. Gene Ontology annotation, biological process: defense response; superoxide anion generation. The transcript has 13 exons. Gene Ontology annotation, molecular function: superoxide-generating NAD(P)H oxidase activity. The record is from RefSeq and is a predicted model, not a curated record.
UCUACACUCGGUGUCCACAAGACGAGGGAAGGGCCAACCUUUGGAAAUAUCGUGUUGCAUCACUUUGGAGUAACAGACUCGGUGAUAAAUACCUGCAGACUUCCUCCACAGCCAUACUGGGACUUUACCUGUCAAUGUGGACUGGUGCAGAAUCCGGAUAGAAAGACUAGAAAGCAGCAGCUGAUUGUAACAUUUGGCUCUGCAUAAAGAACAGAAAACGUCCCAAGAGAGCCGAAAGAAGAAGAAGAAGACGCCACAAUGGGAAACUGGAUCGUCAACCACUGGUUCUCUGCUGUAGUUCUGUUUGCCUGGUUGGGAUUGAACAUCUUCUUGUUUACUUAUUACUUCUUAAUAUAUGAAAAAGGGAAGUCAUUUGCCUAUACAAGAUUUAUACUGGGGUCUGCUCUGGCGUGGGCUCGAGGAUCUGCCGCUUGCCUCAAUUUUAAUUGUUUGCUCAUCCUGUUACCCGUCUGCAGAAAUCUCUUGUCGUUUUUGAGAGGGACCUUCUCAUGCUGUCGACGUUCAGUGAGGAAGCAGCUUGAUCAUAAUAUUGCUUUCCAUAAGCUUCUGGGUUAUACCAUUGCCCUUAUGACAGCUAUCCACACCAUUGCACACUUGUUCAACGUUGAAAGAUUUUACAAUGCUGCAAUAUCUAAGAACACCACCCUUGAAGGAAUGUUAUCGAGCAUUGAUGAUGACUGGGUCAACCCUGUCAGAUCCGAGAAACAGACCCAGUUAUAUAUCUGCUUUACCACCAUUGCCGGAGUUACGGGUGUGGUGAUCACACUGGCUUUGAUUUUAAUGAUUACGUCCUCUACGGAGUUCAUUCGAAGAUGUUACUUUGAAGUUUUCUGGUAUACGCAUCACCUCUUUGUCAUCUUCUUCGCCGGGCUCCUGAUUCAUGGAGUAGGGCGUAUAGUGAGAGGACAAACGCCUGAUAGCAUGGAGCACAAUGACUAUGAAUCCUGCCAUGAUAAAUUUACGACGUGGAAGGUAAAACAUGGAGGAAGCAGCGAUGAUGAUGAUGAUGAUGAUGAUGAUGAUGAAUGCCUCAUGCCCAGUUUUCAGGGCAACGAACCUAUGACCUGGAAGUGGAUCUUGGCACCAAUAAUCUUAUAUGUUUUUGAAAGACUUCUGAGAUUUUAUCGUUCACAACAGAAAGUUGUUGUCAUAAAGACUGUCAGUCAUCCGUCCAAAGUCUUAGAAAUCCAAAUGAAAAAACGUGGAUUCAAAAUGGAAGUUGGCCAAUACAUAUUCAUCAACUGCCCAUUGAUUUCAACCCUGGAAUGGCACCCGUUUACUCUCACCUCUGCCCCAGAAGAAGACUUCUUCUCUGUACAUAUCCGAUCUGCGGGGGACUGGACAGAUAGACUCAUUCAAGUUUUUAAGGACCAAGAUCAGAAAACGCCUUGUCUGAAGGUCGAUGGACCAUUCGGGACGGCCAGUGAAGACGUCUUUAAGUACGAUGUCAGCAUUCUAGUAGGGGCCGGGAUCGGGAUCACGCCCUUCGCCUCCAUCCUGAAAUCCAUAUGGUACAAGUUUCAGCGUGAAGAUGAAAGGCUGAAAACCAAAAAGAUCUAUCUGUAUUGGAUCUGCCGGGAGACCGGAGCCUUCGCCUGGUUCGCUGAUCUUCUACAUUCCCUGGAACAAGAGAUGACGAGCUCCGGGAAGGACGGAUUCCUCAACUAUCGACUCUUCCUGACCAGCUGGGACAGCAGCAUUGCUGGACACGCGAUUAUUAACUUUGAUGUGGAAACGGACGCGGUGACGGGGCUGAAACAGAAAACCUGUUAUGGACGACCGAUCUGGGAGAACGAGUUUUCACAAGUGUCUGAUGCACAUCCCAGGUCUACCGUUGGCGUGUUCCUUUGUGGCCCCCAAGCGCUGGGGAAGAGCCUACAGCAGUGCUGCCAUCAGUUCUCCAGUAUGGACCCCAGAAAAGUUCAAUUCUACUUCAACAAGGAGAACUUCUGAGUUGGAAUGAUGGACAAGCGCGGUGACGGGGGGCUGGAGUGCUGGAAGACACGGCGACAUAGAACAGAUAUGAAGGGACACAAACACGUGUCAGGAGUGAUGGAUUCCUCUGGAAUAGAAAACAACUCGGGCUUCUGUCUUUCCUUCUGGUUUCCCGGUCUCCUCCGGAAAGAGAUGAAGACUUGGCAGUUCCUGUCCUGACUUUUCAUCUAAAGUGUGCGCCAAUUCCCCUGAUGUCAGUCAUAUGGCGGGGAUCAGAAAUGACCUGCUUACAGAAUGGAAUAUUAUUUAUAAUAGUAGAGCGCAUCCUCAAAAAUGUUACACAGCCUCACAACCAAGACAUUAGAUAUGAUACAGGAUCCCAUCCCGUGGCUAGCGGCGGCGAGGGAUCUCGCCUCCCGUGGCUAGCGGCGGCGAGGGAUC